ACAGGGGGCUAGUAGCAUUGUUCAUAAAGGUACUUAUGAAGGGCAAGAAGUUGCUGUGAAAAAAAUGAAAGAUAAAUUAACCGAUGAUGCUAAAUUGCUACUUCUGGAUAUUAAACAUGAAAACAUAGUGCAAUUACUUAAUAUUGAAACUGAUGAGCAUAAUGAACAUGACUAUAUUAUUCUUGAACUUUGUUUGGCUUCUUUGUCUAAAUACUUUAAGCACUAUGAAACAGUAUCAAGUCAAUUUGUUGGAUUGAAUGUUGUAAUAAGAGAGAUACUCCAAGAUGCAGUAAAAGGAAUGGAGUAUUUACAUAAAAGAAAUGUUGUUCACAGGGAUCUUAAACCUGGAAACAUUCUUUUGGUUCAAAAGAGCUCAUCAUCUGCUGACGUUAAAGCAGUCCUUGCUGAUUUUGGUAUUUCUGUUACAUUAAUUGAUGAUCUGAACUCAUUGACCACACGAACAGCUAGAGGAACGGAUACAUGGAAAGCUCCUGAAUUAUUACUUGACAAUAGAAAACAGCGUAAAUGUGGUCGUGAGUCAGAUAUAUUUGCAAUGGGGUGUGUGAUAUAUUUUGCUGAAACUGGUGGAAACCAUCCUUUUGAUACUGGAGAUAAUGCUGAUAUUGAUCAAAAUGUGAAAAUGUAUAAAAAAUGUGAUUUUAGUUUACUAGAUGACAAACCAAAGGCUAAAGAUCUGAUAGAAAAAAUGAUACAAUUAGAUAAAUAUUCAAGACCAACUGCUAGUGUAGUAUUACAAGAUCCUUACUUUGAGGAAGAUGGCCAUGUACCUUGUGAAUACAAAAAGAAAAAACAAUGGCACACUGCCCCAACAACUGAGAUAGUAAUCCAAAAGACAGAAGCAAAAACCCAAGAGACAGUAGUAACCCAAACCACUUCAUUGACUUUAAGUCAAAGUCCACCAAAUCCAACUGGUCCUUCAACUUUUCCUGAUACCUCACAAACCAAUAUAGCACCAAUUAUUCCUACCCCUGAUGGUACCAAUACAGCAGUAACACUAACACCUGCUAAUCCUGAUAGUAGCAAUGCAACUGUUACUAUUUCUGAUUAUGUUACCACAAGCACCAUUACAGCAGAAGAAGCUCCUCAAGCUUCUCAGGUUGAUGGUGAUGAAGCUAGCAAACCUUCAAAGCAUCAGAAUGAAGCUUCAUCAAUAACAGAAAGUGGCUUGGAAGAAUUUAUUGAUGGUCAAGUAGUUGAUGAGAUAAAGACUGAUUCCGAUCUUGUGUAUAAUGCUUUAAAUAACGGAGUAAAGAAAUCUGUCUUUCUUGAUGAAAUUAAAGUAGCUACUCAAGAAAAAGCAAUAACAUUCCAAAAAUUGGAAAAUGAUAUUGCACUUACAAAAGAUAUUAAAGAUGUUUAUGCAGCUUCACAGUUCAUCAAAGCAGCAAAAUUUGAUGCAUACAAUAGUACAAUAGAAACAGAUCUAGUUCCUGCUCCAAUUCCACCUUCUGCAUUAUUUCCAGAACUGAGCAAUAUUCAGUGUGUCAGUGAGCUUCCUGAUCAUCUUGUUGAAAAUAUAGAAUACCUGCUAAUGACUGCUACUGCCACAGAGCUUCGAGGAGUUUUGGGCCACUUAAAACCAUUAGAUGGUCAGAAUAAAAUUAUUCGUGCAUUUGUAAAUGCUACUUGGAUUUACAUUGGAAAGUUUGGACAACAGGUGGUUGUCGUUGGAAAGAGUGCACAUGGAGAGGCUGAACAAGGUGGUUUGGAUGCUGCUACAGUUACAAAAAAGAUAAUGGCAAUAAAUCAAUUUAAGCCAAAAUAUAUAAUUUCCAUUGGAAUCUGCUUUGGAAUGGACCGAAGCACAGUACAACUUGGCGAUGUCAUUGUUUCUAACAUGAUUGUGGAUUUAUCCACCAUGGAUAAGGAAAAAGACAAGGUCAAGGCUCGUAAAUCUCAACCUCCAGCAGGUCCCUCUCUUUUAUCAUUGUUUGGGGACAGUUCUGGGUUUCAAAAGAAACAUUCUGCUGAAGAAAAUGCCAAAGAGGUCAAAGUCCAUUGUGGCCCCGUUGUUUCUUCUUUUGUUUCGUUGGUUGAUGAUGCAGAAUUUAAAGAGCAGUUAAAAGAAGUACGUCCUGAUGCUCUCGGUGGUGAAAUGGAAGGAGCUGGAAUAUUUCUUGCUGCUAGGGAUGCUCAUCAUAAAGUCGAGGCUAUUGUCAUUAAGGCUGUUGCUGACUGGGGGGAUGGGAGGAAAGAUGAAUGCAGAGGUUGGAAGGAUUUUGCAUCUUAUGCAGCUGCUACAUACGUCCAUCAUCAAAUGAAUAAAGUAGUUCAUGCAGGAGCCAGGAGGCCAUAACUAUAGAUGCAUGAAGUCCAGUUUGUACAACUGAGAGUGAAUUAGUAUGAACUUAAGCUUAAUUCCAGUUGUAAAAUUUGUCAUAAUGAUGUAGUUUUCUUAAUUAUUAGUGAGCAUUAAAUACUAUA
This is a messenger RNA of Amphimedon queenslandica, 2445 nucleotides long. RefSeq names its product probable serine/threonine-protein kinase CCRP1. Bases 65 to 2317 code for a protein of 750 amino acids. Gene Ontology annotation, biological process: protein phosphorylation; IRE1-mediated unfolded protein response; nucleoside metabolic process. The transcript is spliced from 14 exons. The record is from RefSeq and is a predicted model, not a curated record. Gene Ontology annotation, cellular component: IRE1-TRAF2-ASK1 complex. NCBI's taxonomy places the organism in Eukaryota, Metazoa, Porifera, Demospongiae, Haplosclerida, Niphatidae. Gene Ontology annotation, molecular function: protein serine/threonine kinase activity; ATP binding; RNA endonuclease activity.